This is a messenger RNA of Hevea brasiliensis (rubber tree), 3090 nucleotides long. RefSeq names its product probable inactive leucine-rich repeat receptor-like protein kinase At3g03770. The record is from RefSeq and is a predicted model, not a curated record. The coding region runs from base 520 to 2808 and encodes 762 amino acids. The transcript is spliced from 8 exons. Gene Ontology annotation, molecular function: ATP binding; protein kinase activity; protein binding. Gene Ontology annotation, biological process: protein phosphorylation. Lineage: Eukaryota; Viridiplantae; Streptophyta; Magnoliopsida; Malpighiales; Euphorbiaceae.
UUCUUGUCUCUGACACAUUAAACACAACAACUUUCUGCAAAUUACAGAAUGCCAGUGGACAGAUUCCUUUUAACUUUUCUAGUUACUCUCUCUCUCUCUCUCUAGUCUCUACUACCUUCUCUGUUCAUAAUAGAGAGUUUCAACUGCCAACUGUUAGUGUACUAUGGACAAAAACUCUCUCUUUCCAUUAAUGUUGGAGAAAGCUUAGGUGAUAACAUGAUCUGGAAGGGCUAGCUGCAUCUACUCCAGGUACCCCGCCAUCCCAUUCUAAGAUUUCCAGCGAAAAGUAAAUUUCAUUAAUGCUACUAAUUCACUGGUUGUUGUUCUAUUGAGAAGGGAAAGAAGAAAAAAGGAAAGAACUUUAACAAACUUUUCAAUUUCAGCUGAUCAAAAUUAUAGCUCAAGACCGUUAUAUUUUCUUUCUUUUGCUUGAUGGGCGGUUUCUAAACUGAGAAGUUUCACUUCAGAUAUUCAAAAGCACCAUCAAUAAGUGUGUAUACAAAAGCAGGGAGUUUGUUCAUGGGGUACUGCGGCUGGUUGCUGCUGCCAUGUCUUUUAUGGAGUUCUCUGAUUGUGGGUUCCCAUCAAUUACAAUCUUCACAAACACAAGUGCUUCUUCAACUCAGGAAGCAUUUGGAGUUCCCAAAUCAACUAGAAAUUUGGAAUGAUCAUCGCAUAGAUUUUUGCUAUAUAUCUUCAUCCGCACAAGCGAAUGUGUCAUGCCAGGACAAUUUUGUCACUGAGCUCAGAAUUAUAGGAGACAAGCCUUCUAAGAUUGAUAACUUUGUUGGCUUGGUAAUUCCAAAUCAAACUUUAUCAGAGAAUUUCUCUAUGGAUUCUUUUGUUGUUACUCUUGCAAGGCUAACCAAUUUGAGAGUACUCAGUCUUGUAUCUCUGGGCAUUUGGGGUCCACUUCCAGACAAAAUUCAUCGGUUGUCUUCGCUUGAAUAUUUGGAUUUAAGCUCAAAUUACCUAUUUGGUUCUGUUCCACCAAAGAUUUCAAAAAUGGUGAAACUUCAAACUCUUACACUCGAUGACAAUUUCUUCAACGAUACAGUCCCCAAUUGGUUUGAUUCAUUAUCCAAUCUUAAAAUUCUAAGAUUGAAGAAUAACCAAUUGAAAGGUCGAUUUCCAUCUUCAGUACAGAGAAUUACCACUCUUACUGAUCUUGUUUUGUCUAGCAAUGAGAUAUCUGGAAAGUUGCCAAAUCUUGAUGCCUUAAGCAACUUGCAUUUGCUGGAUGUAAGUGGGAACAAUUUAGAUUCUAAACUACCUUCAAUACCUAAAGGAUUGGUCACAGUAUUCCUUAGCAAUAACUCCUUUUCAGGAGAGAUUCCACAUCAAUAUAGCCAGCUUAGUCAGCUUCAACGCCUUGAUAUGUCAUUCAAUGAACUAAGUGGAACACCUCCUGCUUCAAUUUUCGCAUUGCCAAACAUCACUUACUUGAAUUUGGCAUCAAAUAUGUUAAGUGGUUCGCUCCCAAACCAGCUAAGUUGUGGCAGCAAACUACAGUUUGUUGAUAUAUCCAAUAAUAGUUUUACUGGUGGAUUGCCUCAUUGUUUGAGAACGGAAUCAGAUGAUAGAGUUGUGAAGUUUGGUGGAAAUUGCUUAUCAAUUGGUUUACGUCAUCAGCGUGCGGCAUCAUCUUGUAUGGCCAUGCCUGUGAAACAGAAAAAAUCUGGAGGCAAAGAUGUAGGAAUAGUAGUGGGUGUGGCCGCUGGUAUACUUUUUGUUCUGGUGCUUCUGGCUUUGGGCUUUCUUCUUGUGUGUAGAAGAUAUUGCCCGCGAGGAAUGUCAGAGCAGCAUUUGUUGCACAAAGUAGUGCAAGAAAACUCAGCGGCAGGGCUCUCGUCUGAGAUCCUCACCGGGGCAAAAUUUAUUUCUCAAGCUGAAAAAUUGGUGACACAAGAUCUCCCGGCGUGUAGGUCAUUUACAUUAGAAGAGUUAAAGGAAGCCACCAAAAACUUUGAUAACUCUGCCAUUUUGGGUGAAGGUUCUUAUGGAAAGCUCUAUAAAGGAAGAUUAGAAAAUGGGACCCAAGUUGCUAUAAGGUGCCUACCUUCAUCGAAGAAAUACUCUUUUCGAAAUCUUAAACUCAGGUUGGAUUUGCUUGCAAAGCUUCGUCACCCACAUUUGGUUUGCCUCUUGGGGCACUGCAUUGACAAUGGUGGACAAGAUUACAGAGUGAACAAAGUCUUCCUUAUAUUUGAAUACAUUUCGAAUGGGAAUUUUCAAACUUACCUCUAUGAGAACAGUUCAGGCAAGGUUCUUGAUUGGUCAGAGAGAUUGACAGUGCUAAUUGGUGUGGCAAAAGCUGUGCACUUUCUGCAUACAGGAGUUAUUCCUGGUUUCUUUAACAAUCGAUUGAAGACAAAUAAUAUCCUGCUCAGUGACCAUGGGAUUGCAAAAUUGAGUGACUAUGGACUUUCUAUUAUCUCUGAAGAAAUAGCAAAUUGUGGGGAACGUGGAGAUGGCUUGGAAUCACGGCAAAUGACAAGAGUAGAGGAUGACGUUUAUAGCUUUGGCUUCAUAUUACUUGAAUCACUUGUUGGCCCCUCAGUAUCUGGCAGAAAAGAUAAGCUGCUGCUGAAUGCAUUGGCAUCUUGUAACAGCCCAGAUAGCCAUAGGAAAUUAAUAAACCCAAUUGUGUUGGCAACUUGCUCUCAAGAAUCUUUAUCAAUUGUGCUUUCAAUAACAAACAAAUGCAUUUGUUCUGAAUCAUGGAGCCGUCCGUCCUUCGAGGACAUCCUCUGGAACUUGCAGUAUGCAGCUCAGAUCCAAGCAACAGCAGAUGGUUCAAAGAUUUGAUAAUGUAUCAUUUGAGGGAUUAUAUAUUUGUGGACUCUCAACUCCCGCAAGAAGCAUGCCAUUCCAUCCUUACAAUUCCCCAAAAGGGAAUUUGUUUUUUCAUUGAGGUUGCAGCUAUAGCAAAUGUUGAAGCUUUGCGUGCCUUAAUUUGGGCAGAAUUUGUAAUAUUUAUAUUUUGUCAUUUUUCUUUCUGUUUCUAGAAGUGUAGCAUUGCCAUUAUGUGUUCUUCAUUGCUACAAGUAACAAUAGCAAUUAAAGUCCAGCAAUGCGUUAUUACUGCCA